Molecule: messenger RNA, 669 nt
Organism: Didymodactylos carnosus
Lineage: Eukaryota; Metazoa; Rotifera; Eurotatoria; Philodinida; Philodinidae
Source: the annotation of a GenBank genome assembly
AUGAAUGGUAACUUUUUCUUUUGUUCUGAUUACUUCAGUCGUCAACAGCGCACGUUCAAACCUCGUCGCCAUAUAGUAGAAGGUACAAAACAACAUGACUUAAUGAAACAUGCUGCGGCCACAUUAGGAAGCGGUAAUCUUCGUUUAGCAGUGACAUUACCAGAUGGAGAAGAUUUGAAUGAAUGGAUUGCUGUGAAUAUUGUGGAUUUUUUCAAUCAAAUCAAUAUGUUAUACGGCACAAUAACAGAAUUUUGCACGGAAGAAAGUUGUGCUUUAAUGACGGCAGGACCGAAAUAUGAAUACCAUUGGGCAGACGGAGCUACAGUUAAGAAACCGAUCAAAUGUUCGGCACCUCGUUACAUCGAUUUUCUAAUGACGUGGGUACAGGAACAACUAGAUGAUGAAACAGUAUUUCCGUCGAAAAUUGGUAUACCAUUUCCAAAAAAUUUUUUGAGUUUAUCAAAAAUGAUCUUAAAACGUUUAUUUCGUGUAUAUGCUCAUAUUUAUCAUCAACAUUUUAAAGAGGUUGUGAUGCUGAAAGAAGAAGCCCAUUUAAAUACAUCAUUUAAACAUUUUGUCUAUUUUAUACAAGAAUUUAAUCUGAUUGAAAAGAAAGAACUUGCACCUCUACAAGAAUUAAUUGACCGUUUAACAACAAAAGAUCGAUGA